GAACAGAGUGUGAAGACCUCAUAGAAGAGUUGCUGUGUUGCCUGAUCCAGCUCAUUGUUGAAAUUCCCCUCUUAGAUAUCACAUACAGCAUUUCCUUGGAAGCUGUGACCACUCUCAUUGUCUUCCUCUCCUGCCAGUUAUUCCACAAGGAAAUUCUACGGGAGAGCAUCAUUCACAAGUACCUGAUGCAUGGUCGAUGUCUCCCAUACACCAGCAGACUUGUGAAGACUUUACUGUAUAAUUUCAUUAGGCAAGAAAGAAGCCCUCCUCCAGGGAGCCAUGUCUUUCAGCAGCAAACAGAUGGAGGAGGACUGCUUUAUGGAAUUGCAUCUGGGGUGGCAACUGGCCUGUGGACAGUCUUCACGCUCGGUGGAGUGGGCAGUAAACCAACACCUCAGCUGGAGCAGUGCUCCCCUCUUGCCAACCAGAGUCUCCUGCUCCUGCUGGUCUUGGCUAAUCUGACUGAUGCUCCAGAUACACCAAAUCCCUACAGACAAGCUAUUAUGUCCUUCAAGAACACACAAGAUAGCUCUGCUUUCUCCUCAUCAAAUCCCCACACUUUCCAGAUUAAUUUUAACCAGUUUAUACCAGCUCUGUGUGAACAGCAGAAAUCUGAUCAAGCAACUCUUCUGUUGUACAUGCUCCUGCAUCAAAAUGGCAACGUCCGGACCUACGUGUUGGCACGAACUGACAUAGAAAACCUUGUUCUGCCAAUUCUGGAAAUCCUGUAUCACGUUGAAGAAAGGAAUUCCCACCAUGUUUACAUGGCUCUGAUCAUCCUGCUGAUCCUGACUGAGGAUGAUGGUUUCAAUCGAUCCAUUCAUGAAGUGGUAUUGAAAAAUAUCACUUGGUAUGCUGAACGUGUCUUAACUGAGAUCUCACUUGGGAGUCUCCUGAUAUUAGUGGUGAUAAGAACCAUCCAGUACAACAUGACACGGACCAGGGACAAAUAUCUUCACACCAAUUGUCUGGCAGCCUUAGCAAACAUGUCAGCACAGUUCCGCUCACUUCACCAGUAUGCUGCUCAGAGGAUCAUCAG
Molecule: messenger RNA, 1039 nt
Organism: Chaetura pelagica (chimney swift)
Lineage: Eukaryota; Metazoa; Chordata; Aves; Apodiformes; Apodidae
Product: dymeclin-like
Exons: 8
Biological process (GO): Golgi organization
Cellular component (GO): Golgi apparatus
Source: RefSeq, a predicted model, not a curated record